AUGUGUGAUGUUGCUGGAGUAUCGUCUCAAAAGGAAGCGGUGCAAGAGUUGUACGCAAAAACGAGAGCGGCUAUGGCGAAAGGUGGCUUCUCGUCGGAUAUUGCUCCAUUAUAUACUUUCUUGAUAAUCUGUCCGGAUUUAACUACGUUCCCAUGGGAAGUGAUGCCGAUAUUUUGCGACAGUCCUUAUGUGGCUCGUAUCCCAUCAGUACAUGCUUUGUUUCAAACUCUUCGCAAAAGUUCUCAGGUACCAGUCGAAGUGAAUGUUCAUAAUGCGUUCUAUGUGCUUGACCCUGACAACAAUCUGGGUGACACAAGAAGACGUAUCACGGACUAUGUGUCAAAGUUCGGCUGGGAAGGGGUUGUGGGCAAAAUUCCUUCUGUUACAGAAGUCACCGAGGCUCUGUCACAAAGGGAUGUCUUUUUCUAUAUGGGCCAUGGAAGUGGUUCGAGGUACUUUAGUCGACGUGUGAUCUGUGAAAAUACGGUCAAUGCUGUGAGUGUGCUGAUGGGCUGUGGAAGUGUUCGCUUGACGCCCUAUGGUUGGGGAAUGGAUGGUAAAAGCUCCGUCUAUGAUUACACUGUUGCACAAUGCCCAUCAAUAGUUGGAUGUUUGUGGACGGUAACGGAUGGAGAGAUCGACCGAUAUUUCAUGGCGCUUGUGGAUUUGUGCUUCUCAUCUGAUGCGAAUCGCACGUUGACCGGAACCGACGGGACCGGAUUUAGUCGUCUUCGACGCUCUCGUUUGAAGGCAAUGCAUGCGAGUUAA
Ostertagia ostertagi is the source of this 768-nucleotide messenger RNA. NCBI's taxonomy places the organism in Eukaryota, Metazoa, Nematoda, Chromadorea, Rhabditida, Trichostrongylidae. The record is from the annotation of a GenBank genome assembly.